This is a messenger RNA of Amborella trichopoda, 1996 nucleotides long. The record is from RefSeq and is a predicted model, not a curated record. Lineage: Eukaryota; Viridiplantae; Streptophyta; Magnoliopsida; Amborellales; Amborellaceae.
UGUCAUGGUCAUAAGCCGAUUCCUCACGCCCUUUUCAGUCAUCUUUAUUUCUUCCUGGCGAAGUCUACUAUUUCUACAGUCAGAUGGUUCAUCUGCUCGCGACUGCUGAACGCUUGAAGAAGCUUAUGGUUUUCUCUCUGCUAAAAACCCCUUGUACAUUUCUCUAAUUACGACAGCGAACAUUGUACCGAUCGACUCAUAAACGCUAUUGAAAUGCCACGGCAAGGAUUGUGAACAAUAAAGUGUCUCCUUCUUCUCGUUUUUUUUCCUUUGUUGCAGGGCAGUGAGCAAUGGCGGAGUCCGCGAAUUCUGGUGCUGGAUCUAAUAUUGAAUCUCCUGGUUUUAAAUUUGCAUUCGACAAUGUGAAUUUCUCCGAUAGGAUUUUGAAGUUAGAACUCAUGGCUGAGCCCUGUACCAAAGGGUUGGGCCCUUUCUUCGACAAUCGCUUCUCAAUUGUUGCUUUUGGUGGUUAUUUACUGCAUUGCUUAUGUCGAGGUGAGGUAGCCGAUGAUGAUGAUGAGGUAGCAGAUGAUGAUGUUUCAACUUGGAGCAAAGAUUGUUCAACUGUUCUGAGGGUUAAGAAGUUACACAUCAAUUCCGCAAUAUUGGCUCUGAAAAGCCCUUUCUUUCACAAGCUUUUCUCAAAUGGCAUGCAUGAAUCAGAUCAGAGAGAUGUCAAGCUACGGAUCAGUGCUUCAGAGGAGGAUGCUUUCAUGGAGCUAUUGAAGUUUAUGUACUGUGGGAUGCUAUCAACAAGUGCUACUCCAGCGUUGUUGCGGGAUUUGUUGGUGGUUGCUGACAAAUUCGGGGUUGCUUCCUGUGUGUGUCACUGUUGCGCUUUGCUGGGUAGUCUUCCCAUGACUCAAGAUUGUGCCUUACAAUAUCUUGAGCAGCCUUAUAUAAUGAUAGAUGGAAUACGACCUCUUGUUGUUGCGGCAAAGCAGUAUCUUGCCAAAACAUACCAAGAUUUAUUUGUGUUUCAUGACGAGCUGAUGGCUUUGCCUCUGUCUGGCAUCGAGGCAGUGCUCUCAAGCGACGAGCUGCAUGUGGGAUUGGAGGAUGCUGUAUUUGAUUUUGCGCUCGAGUGGGCACAUGCUAAUUACCCCAAUCUCGAGGAGCGGCGUGAGAUGUUGGGUUCACAUAUUUUCCCAGCCAUACGCUUUUCUCACAUGUCGACCCACAAGCUCAAGGUGGUUUUCAAAUGUGAAGACAUAGACCCUAGCCUCGCAUUGAAAUUAGUGGCAAGGGCCUUUUUUGUCAAGGCAGAGGAGGCUGAACUCAAGCAUUGUGGGACUGACUGUACAUACAAGCGCCCUCCACUAAAGGUGAUACAGUUGGUGGGAAACCAUGCCAAGUGCCUGGCAUUCUUGGAUCUUCAACGAGAGGAGUGUGCUGCCCUCUUUCCUACAGGAUACAUGAAAUCGCAGUUGUUCUACCUUAAUGGCAAUGCCUUCUACCUCCGUGUUCGAUGCAUAAAAAGUGAGGGAAGCUCCUCCCAUUCCUUUGGUCUUUACCUUGGGAUGGAAGAUGUGUCGGACAGUGUUGUCACCCAGUACAUGUUUGCAUCUAGAUCAAAGCCAAAUAAGAAAUUUAAAACCACUCCGAUGAUGAAGUAUACAUUUGACAAAGGGAACACAUGUGGGUAUGGGGUGGCCAACCUCUUCAACACUCCAUGGACCUCAUUCAUCGCUGAUGACAGCCCCCACUUCUUGAAUGGUUUGCUUCACUUGCGUGCUGAGGUAACCAUCAUGACACAAUGAUUUCGAUUUUUGAAUAUCGUCCAUAGAUUGAACCCAUCAUGCCAUAAUGACAUGUUUCUCGCACGCUUCAUGGACUGCAGUACACUAGGGCUUUCUGUUCUUUUUCUUUUUGGUAAAUUGAAAGGGGCAUCACCCCUCACAAGACGGUUCAUACAUGAAGCAUCCAAAUAUGAGACAUUGUGCUCCAAGAAGAAAGCCAGAUCUGAAAAAUUUAAAGCAUUCAACUUCGAACUUAA